GCAGAUGCCUUUUGAUUGCAAGACUGCUGAAAUGAUUUGAGGGCUGCCUCUGCUUUCCUAACCAUGAACAGUUCAAAAUCACUAGGGCUGGCUGGAUUUGGAGUCUUAAAAAACACAACCUGCCACACGGAGAAGAAGAUUUCAGUUUUCUUUUCAAUAAUCUUCAUGACAGUGGGAAUUUUGUCCAACAGUCUUGCGAUAGCGAUUCUCCUGAAGGCGUAUCAGAGGUUUAGACAGAAAUCGAAAGCCUCCUUUUUGCUUCUUGCUAGUGGUUUGGUCGUCACAGAUCUCUUCGGCCACCUCAUCAACGGCACCAUUGCAGUGUUCGUGUACGCGUCAGAUAAAGACUGGAUUCGAUUUAACCAAUCCAACAUUCUUUGCAGUGUUUUUGGCAUCUGCAUGGUUUUCUUUGGUUUGUGCCCGCUCCUCCUGGGCAGUGUGAUGGCUGUUGAACGGUGUAUUGGAGUCACUAAGCCAAUAUUUCACUCUACAAAAAUGACUUCUAAACAUGUGAAAAUGAUGUUGACUAUGGUAUGUCUGUUUGCUGUUCUUAUAGCUUUGCUGCCUAUUCUUAGGUUUAGAGCCUAUCAAAUUCAAGCAUCGAGGACCUGGUGCUUCUAUAAAACAGAACAUGUUGAGGACUGGGAAGACAGAUUUUAUCUCUUACUUUUUUCUUGUCUUGGGUUACUGGCCCUUGCUAUUUCAUUCUUGUGCAAUGCUAUCACAGGAAUUACCCUCUUAAGAGUCAAAUUUAAAAGUCAACAAAGACAAGGCAGAUCUCAUCAUUUUGAAAUGAUCAUUCAGCUCUUGGCUAUAAUGUGUGUUUCUUGCAUUUGCUGGAGUCCAUUCCUGGUGGCAAUGGCCAGAAUUGGAAUAAAUGAGGAUCAUUCAAAUGAGACCUGUGAGACAAUACUUUUUGCUCUCCGAAUGGCAACGUGGAAUCAGAUUUUAGAUCCCUGGGUGUACAUUCUUCUCCGGAAAGCCGUACUUAAAAACUUGUACAAGAUCACAAGGGGAUGUUGUGGCAUGCAUAUCAUAAACUUACACAUGUGGGAACUCAGCUCUAUCAAGAAUUCUUUGAAGAUUGCAGCAAUAUCUGAGUCACCAGUAAGUUCCAAACAAAUAAACCUACAGCCACUCAACUCUGCGGGGCAAUAAAGUUAAACAUGGUAUAUGAAGAGAUGAUGGAGGCAAUGCUCAUACCUGGGCAAUACCUUAAAAUGAAUUCCAAGGUUCAGUGGUUUGGCAUUUGUUUUAAAUUGUGUUUUGCUCUUGUUGCUUACCAGUCUGAUAUUGCUACUCCAAAGAUGCAUUUGAACAUUUUAGUUCAUUUUAGAUACAUCCCUUCCAAAACUGG
Molecule: messenger RNA, 1357 nt
Organism: Antrostomus carolinensis (chuck-will's-widow)
Lineage: Eukaryota; Metazoa; Chordata; Aves; Caprimulgiformes; Caprimulgidae
Gene: PTGFR
Product: prostaglandin F receptor
Exons: 2
Coding region: 64-1158 (364 amino acids)
Biological process (GO): inflammatory response; positive regulation of cytosolic calcium ion concentration; adenylate cyclase-activating G protein-coupled receptor signaling pathway
Cellular component (GO): plasma membrane
Molecular function (GO): prostaglandin F receptor activity
Source: RefSeq, a predicted model, not a curated record